Messenger RNA from Effrenium voratum, 3319 nucleotides. The record is from the annotation of a GenBank genome assembly. NCBI's taxonomy places the organism in Eukaryota, Dinophyceae, Suessiales, Symbiodiniaceae.
AUGCGUUCAGCCGCGGCAUGGGCUGUGCUGGCCCUUGCACAUGGCGCGCGGACCAAGGAGUCUGAGCGGCGCGCGGAGCAGGAGGCCGACCUCUCGCUGAUCCCGGACCUCUCGCUGUACCCUCGCGAGUUUGUGGGGCCCGAAAGCCUUACCAAACACCAGGAGGCACAGAUCCAGGAGCGACUCGCGCGCUGCUACAUGCCACGUGCGGACCGACAGUACCAGGAUGUUCGCUGGCAACCUGCCCUGGACAGCUACAUGCGCAAGGAGGCGACGAAGGGCUUGCAGAAGAUGCCUCGGGCGGUGGUCAUGAGCAUGGAGCACGUCAUGCCCUGGGGAAAGCAUUGGGUGAAUCAGUACAUGCCCCACCACUGGGUGGCUGCGGUGGUCCCGGAUCUGGACGCCGCGCCAAGCGCCCACUGCCUGGACUUCGAGUACAAGGACAACCCUGAGGGUGAUCCCAACGGCUGUGGCUUCUUUUGGCGCUCCUUCCAGCCGGUGCAGGAGCUCAACCGCUGCAUCAUGGACGCCCUGGAGCAGAGCCGCAGUUGGAGCGGCAGGAAGGCCAUCAUGGGUGCGGAAAUGGCGGUGUCGAAUGCGCUUCUGGUACUGCAGGCGGAGGGCCGCCGCUUUGUGGUUUCGGCCCAGCCGGCGAAGUGGAAUGAGAAGGAUCUGCCGGCAAGGCGCUUCACGGCGACCCGAUACUGCCCGGACGACCCGAGCGACGAGGAGAGUCCGGAGGAGGUGUGCCAGCAGGAGGGCGGCAAGCUCCAGGUCGAGGUGGAGGAGUGUGAGUACAUCAACGCCUUGUGGGGGGGCGGUACGGUAUCCGAGGGUGGGAACAUGACAGUGGAGUGUGCAGAGAUGAAAGCUGGGACCGACCAGACCCUGCAGGAAAUCCUAGUGGGGCGGGAGGCGGUCGCCGUUGACUGCAGAGUUGGUCCCGAUGUGCGUGGCAAGGUGGUGCUGCACGCUGGCGCCUGUGCCACACCUCUGGCCCAGCAGGCGCAUGAGUAUGGGGCUGUGGCGGUGGUGCUCACCUCCAAGCCUCCACAGGGCUUUCCACAGAAGCUGCCCACCUUCGUGUCUGUGGAGCUGGAGACGCACAUGAAGCACAUGAAGGACACAGGCAAGCUCAGCAUCUCGGAGUACCAGCCACAGCCCCCUGAGGGCUCGGAGGUUGUGGCCAACUUCUCAGAGGAGGUUCGGAUCUUCCUGGCGGCGGAGGCCGCGCAUGAGGAUGCCGCCACCUGGUUGGACACCCGGGACAGGAGCUACGAGCUGAUCAAGAGCGUGGCUCUCGCGGAGCUGAGCGAGGCGCUGGAGGAUGCGCGGGAGGCGGUGAGGAGAGCCAUGCGGAAGAGCUGCACGCAACCGUCGAAGUCCAAGUUUGAUCAGAUCGAUGGCCCGACGGAGCACAAGAUCCUGCAGUGCUAUGGGUUGCAAGAGUCUGCGCCCAAGCGCGAGCGGAACGGAGGACGCGGGCUCCCAGGGCUGGACCUGGAAAAACUCCGGGACCUGCAGCUGGACCUGCACGAGUCUGAAAGCUCGCUGCAGGAGCUUGCGGCAGCCAAGGUGCCUUCAGAGGUGCUGGUUUUGCACGAGGCCUCCCGGUGCCUCCCCGUGAUGUGGGACAAGGUGCAGAUCCCGGGGCUGCCGCUGCCACAGGUCUGGGAUGCCGCGAAGGGCUUCCCCGGGGCCCCAGGAAUCGAGCUGGUGGACAGCUUCCAGGUGCAUCCUGUUUGUGCUCGCCUGAGCUUGGCCAUGAUCGCCCAUGAGAUGUCCAAAGUGCCGUACCCCAUAGGCUGGAGCAGUACCUUCGAUCUUAUGAAGAAAGGCAAUCCCCAAUGGAUCUCUAAGCAUCUCCUCGACUACUGCCUGAACCCGGACUCUGCGGUGUGUACCUCCUUCACUGUGUGCUGGGCGCUGAUUCUGCGGCACGUCACCAAGUUGGUGCACCGCUUCUGCAACGAGUCGGCACGAGCCUUUCCUGAGAUGCCCAUCUUAGCCCUGGCCACACUUUGCCUAGCACAGGCUGGCCGACUUCGCAGGUCUCGGCCCUUCAGGCAGAUCUUGCACAACCACCAGGACGUGCAGUACUUCGCUGACUUCAAGAUCGGGGGCCAAGCCAUCGCAGCCAUCUUUGACACCGGCUCCUUCGAGAUCGUGGUGCGGUCUUCCCGGUGCACACGCUGCGUGCACCCCACGGCGCCCUAUGAGCACGAGCACAGCAAGACCUACCAGGAGAACGGCACUCUAACGCAGCACGUGUACGGGUCCGGACCCUGUACCACAAUGCUGGGCUAUGACACCGUGCAGGUCGGGCCGAAGAUGGUGGCAGUGCACCAGCCCAUCUGGGAGAUUGUCGAGCACGAGAUCCCGAUCUUGGACACCGCCAAGUUCGCGGCAAUCGUGGGGAUCGGUCCCAAGUUCGGCUACAACUCGGUGCAGAAGACCUUGCUGAUGAACUAUCACGUGGAUGAGUUCUCCAUCUGCCUCAACAAGGAGUCCGGCAAGAACGGCUACCUCACCUGGGGUACCGACGUUGUCCACAUGGAGCCGGAAGAUGUGGCCACGGCCCGGGUGUUUGGCAAGCACCACUGGGCCACCAACCUGAGCCACAUCGCCACCAAGGCCAAUUCUUCCGUCUCCGUGUGCCAGGAGGGCUGCGCCGCCAUCAUCGACAGCGGCACCUCGCUGAUCGCGGCCCCGGCGGCGGCGCUCAUGGAGCUGGGCCAGCAGAUCGGGCACAUCGCGGAGGACUGCUCCAACUUGCACGAGUUGCCCAACUUGCGCUUCAACCUGGACGGGCACGAGCUGGAGCUGCCGCCGCAGGCCUACGUCAUGAGGGUGGUGGGUGCAAGCGUGGAGGCGGACAGCAUCUGGGACCUGCUCUUCUUUAAGCCCAAGAUCCGCAAGAUCGACUCCUGCAUGCCCGCCUUCAUGGAGAUGGACAUGAGCACCCAGCUGGGCCCCGUGUGGAUCCUGGGCAUGCCCUUCUUCCGCUACUACCACACCACCUUCAACCGGGAGCGCCAGGUCAUGCGCUUCGCCAAGGCAGGUGAGGACUGCGAGCCCCAGUCCAUUCGUGCCCGGGAGGAUGGCGACAACGUCUUCCUCGCCAGCCGUGCGGCCAGCGAUGCGGCGUACAAGCCUCUGGAGGUGGACCUGAAGCAGGUGCUGCCGCCCCGCUUCGCUCUGCAGUACAGCGACAGCCAGAAGGCCGACCUCGACCUCUGAGGCAUUUGAGACCUUGAGGCGACAGCAACCAGGGGCCAGUUGAUUGCUGAGAGGACUUGGCCUCCAAAUGGUUUCCUCU